GUCCAUCAUGGGUCCCACUCUUCAAACUGCUCCCCCCUUUUGCUUUCUGCUCAUAGAGAAGCCAAGGGACAAGAGUAGAAACAGGGUGUAAAGACGGGCCUUGCAGGGCUCAAGGGGGACACAUCCAAAGCCAGCUGGUCUGGCUUUGAAGGAACUCAAUGGACGGAAAAACACAAAAGCAGCAAAAGGCAGAAGAAAGGUUGUAAAAAGGAAGAAGGAAGGUUGUAAAGCAAACUGAAGGAGGAGAUAAAGAAAGUCAAGCAAGAGGAAAGGUGAACGUUAGAGCAGCUGGUUCUGUGAAGGUGUUUGUGGUAAGACAGAUUGUGGUGAAGUCUGCUCAAGAGCAAAGAGUGUGCUGAGAAGAGUGAAAGAAAGUGCAUGCCAAAAAAGACUGUCGCACAAUGUACUAGAGGAGUGGGGGAAGAAAGUGUGCUGUUUUGAUCUCGCUGACGUGUCUGAAUACCAGAAAGGACACAGCCAUGGGGCGGAAGAAGAUACAGAUUACCAGGAUUGUAGAUGAGAGGAACAGACAGGUUACCUUCACAAAGAGGAAAUUCGGUUUGAUGAAAAAGGCCUACGAGCUGAGCGUACUGUGCGACUGUGAGAUAGCCCUCAUCAUUUUCAACAGCUCUAACAAACUGUUCCAGUAUGCCAGCACAGACAUGGACAAAGUGUUGCUAAAAUACACAGAGUACAACGAGCCCCAUGAGAGCAGAACCAACUCUGACAUUGUGGAGAAAUUGAGAAACAAGGGCCAUAAUGACUGUGCUAGUCCUGAUCCCGAUGACUGUUUUGGGCACAGCCCCCUCAUGGAUGACCAUUACGGCAAACUAGGCGGAGACAGUGAUUUAUUGUACAAGCGCUGCGGUGCGCUAAACAAGAAAGAACACAGAGGUUGUGAUAGCCCGGACCCCGAUGCCUCAUAUGUCCUCACUCCUCACACAGAAGAAAAGUAUAAAAAAAUUAAUGAGGAGUUUGAUAAUAUGAUGAGAAAUCAUAAAAUCCCCACAGCAUUGCCUCAGCAGAACUUCUCCAUGCAUGUGGCAGUGCCAGUGUCCAAUCCUAAUGCCAUGUACCAGGCGGGAGGGAAUCUGAGCAGCCAGACCCUGGCAGCAGCCACGGGCUCACUGAGUGAGAGUGGGAUGCUGUCCCCUCCGCAGGCCUCUCUGCACAGGAAUGUUGGCUCUGGUGGAAGCUCUCAGAGGCCCACAAGUGCAGGCAGUGCAGGGAAUGGUUUCGUUAACCCCAGGGGCUCGCCGGGCCUCCUCAGCACAGCCAGCGGCAACGGCCUGGGUAAAGUCAUGCCUACCAAGUCUCCGCCGCCUCCUGGAGGGAACAUGGGAAUGGGAAGCCGCAAACCUGACCUAAGGGUUGUCAUCCCUCCAUCAAGCAAAGGAAUGAUGCCCCCACUGUCGGAGGAGGAAGAAAUGGAUUUGAACACCCAGAGGAUAAACAGUUCUCAGUCCAACCAGCCGCUCGCCACUCCUGUUGUGUCUGUUACCACCCCCAGCUUACCCCCACAGGGCUUGGUCUACUCAGGCAUGCCCACCUCCUACAAUCCUGCUGAGUACCCGCUGAGCAGCGCAGAGAUCUCCUCCCUACAGGGCUUCAGCUCUCCCGGGCUCUCGCUGGGCUCCAUGUCGGCAUGGCAACAGCAUCAACUGGGCCAGGCAGCUCUUAAUUCUUUGGUCGGUGGAGGUCACCUACCUCAGGGCUCCAACCUAUCCAUCAGCACCAGCCAUAACAUAAACAUCAAGUCCGAACCCAUCUCACCACCCAGGGAGCGAGUCACCCCAUCUGGUUUCCCCCUGCAACAGCCACAGCAAGGGUCCAGCCGACAGGAGGUUCUGGGACGCUCACCCGCUGACAGCCUCAGCUCGUCUUGUAGCUCGUAUGAUGGCAGCGACCGUGAGGACCACCGGCCAGAUUUCCACUCCCCGCUAGGACUCGGAAGACCCCCUGCUGGUGCUGAAGACAGGGAGAACCCAUCGGUCAAGCGCUUGCGCAUGGACACGUGGGUGACAUAAGGAGGCCUGAUCCAGUCCUCAGUCACCAGCCAGACAGAGAGAGAGAGGGAGGGAUAAAAAAAGGAGCAAAGGUCCUUAGAGCUGUCAAUAUUAUACAAUUAUUCAAUCUACUUCAAUUUUUAAGACUGAAACGUAACAUUAUCAGGUGUCAGGACAUAUCUAAAUAAACUUUCAUUCAGUAAGGGUAAAAAAAGUAUCAGUAAGCUGGACUGAAUUAGUGCACAAGCAGGUGAUAUCAGGUACUUGGUGCAGUUCAGGUGGCAGCAGAGAAACGUUAAUAAGGUGGUAGAUUAUUGUAGUCACUCGUCUGGUCAGACACUUACAUGUAGUUGCUGUUUUGCUGUUGUGCUCGCAAGUUCGCAAACAAUCAGAAAAAACUGUGUUGCUUUCAGGCUAGGAAAACUAUAAUUACGUAAGAUAUCCACUGCAGGAACUAUCUGAAACAAUGCUGUAACCACACAAAAAAAAACCUUAGUCCAACGAGACUUCUUCUAAUUUAUUACUUUCAUUCAAAAGACACAAAGCACAAGGAGUCCAGCAACUUUAAUAUGACAAUAAACACACAUAACAUACAUGAAACAAUAAUGUGGAGAGGUAACAACAAUAGUCACUGCAAUAAACGAGUCAUUUUAUAAUUUCAAAAGGUGUAAGAUGUAGAAAUACAAAAUUAGGGCAAUGUACACCUAUCCAGUGGAGCUGCUAAAAACGUUCACCUUUGUGUUAACAGCCCGUCAGUAAAACAAGCCAAAGCUGAUUCUUUAGUUUUUGUUUUGUGCAGUUACAGUUCACUCAAAUGCAGCCUCGUUUUGUCACGUUUUUAUAUUUGACUUUUUAUUAAUAUUGUGCUUAUUUACAGUGUAAAAAAAAAAAAUCAAGUGAACCGAAUCUUGAAUCGAAAUCUAAAGCCAUGGACAUUUGUACAAAACUGAAAAAUUUGAGCCAAACCUCGUCUUUUGUUGUGUAAAUAUAGCGACUUUAAUAUAUUUUACAAGGGUGCGAGUACACGCUGUAUGCACCGCCGUUUUUCAAGAAAAGUAUAUUUUGCGGUUUACAGCCAAGUUUACAGGAGCGAACCCUUAAACAAAUGUUCACUGGUCAAUACUUUACAUUUUCUUUAGUCCCUUUUAAAUUGUUCAGUGUUCCUCCCACGUUCUUUUGUUAUGAACGGAUUUGUUUUGCUUCUGGUUAGCAGUGGUCGUCUAACUCGAAAACAUGGUUCAAAAAGGGCGGUGUGGUUAAAUUUUCACCGUAUUCUUUCGAACUAUAAGGCGCAUUAAGCGAAACUAAAACAUUUUGACAGAAUUUUGAGCGCCGUGUAC
This is a messenger RNA of Nematolebias whitei (Rio pearlfish), 3346 nucleotides long. RefSeq names its product myocyte enhancer factor 2aa (gene mef2aa). Gene Ontology annotation, biological process: positive regulation of transcription by RNA polymerase II; heart development; cell differentiation. Bases 480 to 2027 code for a protein of 515 amino acids. The transcript has 11 exons. NCBI's taxonomy places the organism in Eukaryota, Metazoa, Chordata, Actinopteri, Cyprinodontiformes, Rivulidae. The record is from RefSeq and is a predicted model, not a curated record. Gene Ontology annotation, molecular function: protein dimerization activity; histone deacetylase binding; RNA polymerase II cis-regulatory region sequence-specific DNA binding.